UGAUCUAAUUGCAUGGUGGACAAUCAUCGUCUAUAAUAUUUAAGGAUUUUUUGAAUUGAUAAUAGCAUCCACGAGGAUAUUAUAGAUGUUAUUACCUUCCACGAGAUAAUGUUUUUUUUCUUUUAAAAGAGAAAUUUAAAAGUGCAUGAUUCAUGAUUCAACAGUUUGUUAUAUAAACCAACAAAUAAGUCGGCAACUAACCUUGACUCAGAGACAGAGAGAGAAGUGAGUAGUAGCGUGUGGAGGAGAUGGAUCCGACGACACCGUUGCUUACGGAUAGUGGCCAACCAGAGGAGGAUUACGCUCCGGCGAGAAGCUGGACCGAUGUGAAGCGAGUUCUGUAUACGGAGUCCGCUAAGAUGUGGCUCAUAGCUGCUCCCGUUGGGUUCAACAUCAUCUGCCAGUACGGCGUUAGCUCCGUUACUAAUAUCUUUGUUGGCCACAUCGGUGAGGUUGAGCUCUCCGCUGUCUCUAUCUCUCUCUCCGUCAUCGGCUCCUUCUCCUUCGGUUUCUUGCUUGGUAUGGGAAGUGCACUAGAAACACUCUGUGGCCAAGCAUAUGGAGCUGGUCAAGUCAAUAUGUUAGGAGUUUAUAUGCAGAGAUCUUGGAUUAUCUUAUUCGUUUCAUGUAUCUGCCUCCUUCCUCUUUACAUAUUCGCCACGCCUGCUCUGAGACUACUCGGUCAAGCCGAAGAGAUUGCAGUUCCAGCUGGACAGUUCACCAUUUUAACCAUCCCACAACUCUUCUCACUAGCCUUCACUUUCCCAACCUCUAAGUUCCUUCAAGCGCAGAGCAAAGUUGUCGCUAUCGCUUGGAUUGGGUUUGUGGCUCUUGCCCUACACGUUGGUAUGCUCUGGCUGUUUAUUAUCGUGUUUGGUUGGGGAACAAAUGGUGCUGCUUUGGCGUUUAAUGUUACAAACUGGGGAACAGCAAUUGCCCAAAUUGUUUAUGUGAUUGGUUGGUGUAAUGAAGGCUGGACUGGUUUGUCUUGGUUGGCUUUUAAAGAUAUUUGGGCUUUCGUUAGACUCUCCAUUGCAUCCGCUGUUAUGCUCUGUCUUGAAAUCUGGUAUAUGAUGAGUAUCAUCGUCCUUACUGGCCGCCUUGACAAUGCUGUUAUCGCUGUUGAUUCCCUUUCUAUAUGCAUGAAUGUCAACGGAUUAGAGGCCAUGUUGUUCAUCGGAAUAAACGCUGCUAUAAGUGUCCGCGUUUCCAAUGAGCUUGGACUCGGCCGUCCACGAGCAGCUAAAUACUCUGUCUGUGUCACCGUCAUACAGUCUCUCCUCAUUGGUCUUGUCUUUAUGGUGGCUAUCAUCAUAGCCAGAGACCAUUUCGCCAUCAUCUUCACAAGCAGCAAAGUGAUUCAACGCGCAGUGUCUAAGCUAGCUUAUCUUCUUGGUAUAACCAUGGUUCUCAACAGCGUGCAGCCGGUUAUUUCUGGUGUGGCUGUUGGAGGUGGUUGGCAAGGUUUAGUGGCUUAUAUCAACUUGGGUUGUUACUACAUUUUCGGCCUUCCCUUCGGGUAUCUUCUUGGUUACAAAGCAAACUUUGGAGUGAUGGGACUUUGGUCUGGAAUGAUAGCCGGGACAGCGCUUCAAACAUUGUUACUGUUGAUCGUUCUGUAUAAGACAAACUGGAAUAAAGAGGUGGCGGAGACGAUGGAACGUAUGAAGAAAUGGGGAGGGAGUGAGACGACAUCGAAGGACGUAAUUGCGUGAUUGAUGCUAUUUUUUUUUGUUUUGUUAAGCUUACAAAAAAAAACUUUGUAACUCUGGGCAUUUUGUUUAGUUGUUUUUCAUUGGUUUGGCAACAAUAGCUCUGUUUAGGCUGUAGGAAACUGUUCAAUCAGUGAUGUUCUGUUUCUUUCCCAACAAGAAAAGAAAAAAAAAGAGCAAUUGAAGCAUAAAAAUUCUAGC
Messenger RNA from Camelina sativa (false flax), 1913 nucleotides. Its product is annotated as protein DETOXIFICATION 35. Gene Ontology annotation, biological process: xenobiotic detoxification by transmembrane export across the plasma membrane. Gene Ontology annotation, molecular function: antiporter activity; xenobiotic transmembrane transporter activity. Gene Ontology annotation, cellular component: membrane. The record is from RefSeq and is a predicted model, not a curated record. Lineage: Eukaryota; Viridiplantae; Streptophyta; Magnoliopsida; Brassicales; Brassicaceae.